Pediculus humanus corporis (human body louse) is the source of this 867-nucleotide messenger RNA. RefSeq lists its product as uncharacterized. The transcript is spliced from 4 exons. NCBI's taxonomy places the organism in Eukaryota, Metazoa, Arthropoda, Insecta, Psocodea, Pediculidae. The record is from RefSeq and is a predicted model, not a curated record. The coding region runs from base 1 to 867 and encodes 288 amino acids. Gene Ontology annotation, molecular function: DNA binding.
AUGAGAUUCGAUGAACCCCCCGUCAAAAAUGUUUUGGAAACGAAAACGGAUGUGACGUCAGGGGAAAGAAAAGAAAUAAAAUUGAAAAAAAAUUCAGUUCGAAGAAAUUGUUACAAACAGUACACUAUGGCGAGCAUGUGGGGAGCAUUGGAAAAAAUACAAGAGGGUUUAAGCGUUUACAGAGCAUCUUUGGAAUAUGGCGUACCAAGGAAAACACUUAGAAAUUGGAUGAAAAAAUACAACAUAAUGAAUUUAUGUUCGCUAGCAUUAAAUCACGUCGAAUGCGUUAUGGACCAAGAAAAAGUCAAAACGGGAAAUACGGACAUGAUGAAUAAAAACGCAUUGAAAACGCAGCAAAGACUUCAGGAACACAAUUACACGAAUCCGCCGAUGGAUGAAACGAUAUACAAUAAUAAAAUUGAAAUGACAAAUGGCGGAACAAUAUUAAACACGGGUGACAAUCAGAAAAAUAAAAAUUCUAAUUUAAAAUUAGGAGGAAAUCACUUACAGCAAAAAAACGAUUCGAAACAAAUGAUUCAGGCGACUUCAACGAUUUCUCACGAUCAGAGAUCACCAAUCGAUUCUAAAAGCAAGGCCAUUAAAAAAGAUGUUUUUAAUAGAAUAAGAAGGUCGGAAGAAGAGUUACAAAAAGCUGCGGAAAUGGUACGAGGAGGUAUGACUUUUCAAACGGCAUCCGAUACUUUUAACAUUCCCAUUUCUACAAUUAGAUUUUACAUGGCUAGAAGAGGUAUAUUACCGCAAAGGAGACGAGGAAGAGGUUCGAGCGGUGUAAGAGAUGACGAUUUAAUUCAUCCCCCAUUUGAAAUAAUACACUAUCGACUCCCUGAUAUUGACAAACCAAUUUAA